This is a messenger RNA of Girardinichthys multiradiatus, 5477 nucleotides long. It is a transcript of the gene rgs3a, whose product is annotated as regulator of G protein signaling 3a. Gene Ontology annotation, biological process: signal transduction. The record is from RefSeq and is a predicted model, not a curated record. The transcript is spliced from 16 exons. Bases 429 to 3614 code for a protein of 1061 amino acids. Gene Ontology annotation, molecular function: protein binding. Gene Ontology annotation, cellular component: nucleus; plasma membrane. NCBI's taxonomy places the organism in Eukaryota, Metazoa, Chordata, Actinopteri, Cyprinodontiformes, Goodeidae.
CUCAGCAGGCUGAGCCAGCGCCAGUCUCGUCUGCAUGACGCCACCACACACACUCACACAGCUGAUUCCAGGAGCUUCUGCAGCUUCUGUUGUUCUGGACACUCAGCACGGAGCGGACAAGUCAAGUGUAAGUUGGAAGAAGAGCGAGAACCCGGGAGUGGAGGAUUUAACCAAAGCUGAAAGAGAGUAAGUGAGACGCAGGAAGCUGCAGUUAUGAAGAAAGUGACUGAAACUUUGCAUACAUGAACGUGGAUUGAUUGCUUGAAAGGAAGACGGUUCAACUGGAGGUCGGUGGCAAAAAGACUGAAUUGAGGAUCAUUUUUGCCAAGUUAAUGCAGAGAGGAUUCAAGUUUGGUUGAAGAUUUCUGUAUGAGCCACCCUAUCUGGACUGACAUUGGGGUCACCACAUCCACCCUUUGGAAACUGUCAUGAUGAUUCACAACACCCUGAAGUCCACUCAGCCAUCAGAAACCAGCCACAGGAGAACAAAUUCAGCCGCUCAAAGAAAGCUGUGGCGAUAUUCCGGCUGCAGAGGGGGCAACCAGGUGGAAAGUCACCGACGUAGUGUUUGCGUGUUGACUGCUGACCUAAAUGGUGGAGAGGGUGGAGGGAGAGGAGGCGGUGGUGUGAUGCACACCAUCCACGGGUUGUGUCACCUUUGCAUCGGAUGCAGGUUGCCUCAGGUGAGCAUCCUUCGAGGGAAGGAUGGAUAUGGAUUCACUAUUUGCUCAGAUUCCCCCGUGAGGGUACAGGCUGUUGAUCCAGGGGGUCCAGCGGACCAGGCUGGUCUACAGCAGCUGGAUACCCUUCUGCAGUUAAAUGGUCAACCAGUGGAACAGUGGAAAUGUGUGGACUUGGCCCAUGCAAUAAGAAACAGUGCCAAUGAAAUUACAGUGGUGGUGUGGCGCACCGGUCCCUCAGCUAAGCCUAGUUUUGAAGGCCUUAUCCAUCGACCCUCCUACAAACCCUCAACUUCAAACUACGAUGCACCCUCACCACCCACACGCAGGCAUGCACCAGAUCUUGGCCCGAGCAAACCUCCUCCAGCUGUGCCGCCUCUCCCAGUGCACCACCGCCCUACUGCGGCCCGCAGGCCACUUGUGAAUGGUUCUGAAACUGGAAAUAGUGUCGGAGAGGGAAGAGGGACGCUGGCCUGGGGAGCCCACAUGGGGUCGGCUGAGGAACUGGAUGGAAAACCCCGUCUCAUCCAUCAUCCUCCGACUGCCACGUUAAAGGGAACCAGGGUGAAGGCAUCCAAUGGGGACAAUUACAUCAUCCUGGCACCCAUCAACCCUGGAAGCCAGAUAUUGAGGCCUGUUUAUCCUGACAACCAGGGUACGCUAGCUGCAGGUUACAACAGAUUAUACCCCACACGGCAGACAUCUGGUCCACAACCUCAGAGUGGUGGUGGGGCUUUUUCUGGGGGAGUUAGCAGUGGUGGUGGAGGCUUCUCCAGCCGUACUGGCUUCCUACGACGAAGUAACAACUCCAAGGUGUCAAAGGGGUCAUCCACCACAGCCAAUGCUGGCCUACCUAACUACCAACAGCAGAAUGCCAAUUUUGCCAACUACCAGAACUGUACAAUUGUCCGCUCACAUACUCCACAUGCCAACUAUGGAUAUGUCAAAGUCGCACCGAAGAUCCUCAUCUUUCCCAUAUUUGUUCAGCCUCUUGACCUGUGCAGCCGAACACUCAUCAUAUCUGAAGAGAUGAUUCUACAUGAGAGCAAGCACCACUCUUUGAAGGUCACAGUGUUUGUCUACAAUGACUUGUUGCUCAUAACGAGAGAAAAUGAGCCAGGCAGAUGUAACGUCCUGCAGAGUCCCCUGUACCUCAGACACCUCCGUCUACAGGACGAUUAUACUGAUGGGAUGAGGUUCUACCUGAUCCACAUGACUGAGAAGUGUGACUGCCUGCUCAGCCUGGAAGCCUACUCAGCGGACCAGAAGCGGCGUGUGUGUCAGUGCCUGAAGGACAACAUUGACAAGCAGCUCCAGCUUCACAGGAGGGAACCUGGCGUUCCGCAUUUUGAACAGAUGUUGGAGCCUAAGGUGGAUGCCUAUUCCUGUGAGCUGGGUGGUGUAGAGGGAGAUGGAGAAAGCGUGGGCCUCCACAUGCCGACGCACAGCCCAGAAGGUGAGGACAGCAGCCUGUGUCCCUCCAGCCCCUCAGAGCCUGCAACACUUGGAAGUCCUCACCCAUCAGAGCCACUCACACCUUUGGAUGAAGUCUACACACCCCUUGGAGGUCUGCUGAGAUCUGGGUACCGACAUAAGGUGCCUCCCACACCACCUCCUUCCACAGAAGGCGAGGAUUCAAAGAGCAUAGAGGGGAAUGAGAUGGACAUAUGGAAAGGGAGUAAAGAUGAAGAGGAGAAGGCAGCAGAAGAGGAGGAGGAAGGGAUCAGCCAAAGGAGUGAGGAAGGGGAGAAAGAUGGAGAUGUAGAGGAAGAAGACAGAUGUGAAGAAGAGGUCAACCUAAACCUUGUGGUGUCAAACACAGAUGAGGACAAUGUCUCAGAGCCGCCAGACACUAAUGCCCCCCCUUCCUCCUCCUCCUCCUCGUUUGUCAUUCCUGAGCUGCGUCUUGAUCGCUCCUUCAGCGCUGACGCCCUCUCCUCCCCCAACACAGAUGAAGAAGAAUACGAAGAAGAGGAAGAGUCCGAAGAGGAGGAUGACGAAGAUGAGGAAGACGACAGCGAUGAUGCUUACUUACAGCGAAGCGACAGCAAACGCCGUAGUAUGGUGGAGGGUGCAACGUGUGAGAAGCACGGUGGAGGGCGGCUCAGCGUGCAAAAUUCCCUCCGCCGGCGUACGCAUAGUGAAGGCAGCCUCCUGCAGGAGCCCCGCACGCCCUGCUUCACCUCUGACAAUGCCAUCAACUGUAUGGAAGCUGGGGGUGUGCACCACAAGGGCGGAUGGACGCUUCCAUCACCCAAAACCUUGAAGAAAGAGCUGAUGAAGAACGGGGGCUCCAUGCACCAACUGUGUAUGCUUUUCUCUGGGAGGAAGCUGAGCGCUGGAUCCCCCUGCAGCUGCGAGGUCAGCCCUGACGGCACAAAGAAGAAGAAGUCCAAGAACCUGGCCAAAGACAUGAAGAAUCGUCUGGCUUUCCUGCGGAGGAGGAAUGAGUCUCCAGGAAGCAACCCAGCCGGGAAGUUAGACAAAUCUAUGAAGUCGGUCAAGCCCACCCCAGAGGAAGCGCUCAAAUGGGGGGACUCGCUUGACAAGCUGCUGACUCACAAAUAUGGUCUGGCAGCCUUCAGAGCUUUCCUACGCACCGAGUUCAGCGAGGAGAAUCUGGAAUUUUGGCUAGCAUGCGAGGAAUACAAGAAAAUAAAGUCGCAGUCCAAGAUGGCAUCAAAAGCCAAGAAAAUCUUUGCUGAAUAUAUUGCUAUACAGUCUUGUAAAGAGGUUAAUCUGGAUUCAUACACUAGAGAUCACACUAAGGACAACCUGCAGAAUGUGACACGCUCCUGCUUUGACUUAGCACAGAGGCGGAUAUACGGGCUGAUGGAAAAGGACUCGUACCCCCGCUUCCUGCGCUCAGAACUCUACUUGGACUUAAUUAACCAAAAAAAGCCCAGCGCCACAUCAACCUCAUCCUCAUCGUAAGAGAUGAGGAAGGACAUAAGGAGAAAUGGGGAGACUUGAAAACAAAAACCAACAGUGAUUGGGAUGUGAGCUUCAUUGUUCGCCGUUUUAUUUUUUGUAUGUAUGUGUGUGUGUGUGUGUGUCAUCCUGUUCACUAUGAUUUUUGUUAUGUGUGAGAGUAGAUAAGCAAGGUAAUGGCACUUCAAAGGAUUGUAGUUUACAGUUACCAGAUGGAUAGAUGGAUGAAUGGAUGGAUGUUACUAAAUUUAUGGGAGGCCAAAAUGCAAGGGCUGGAGCAGGAAAUGGACACCUGUCUGAUCACUGUUUCUGAUGUGCUUUUUUAUGCUAAGGUCAGAAAAAUAUCCGUUUCUUUGUGUUUUUGCCCAGUUGUACUGGAGAAAAAGGAGGGGUUGCAACAAAAACCCUGUAGACAUGAAGACAGUCCGGUACUGUUUUGUCACUCUUUCCCUUCUUGCUUCACCACAUUCUCCUCUGUGAAAGAACUUCAAAGCUGUUGGUACGAUUUUCUUUAUUUUUUUUCCCCCUCUCCUGUCAUCAGAGCUUUGGUGAUGGAAGGGGGGGAAAACAAGGUGUUUGAAUCAUAAUUACCUUUCUGUUAAACUUUCCAUUCACUCAAAGCUUCUGUAGCUGCUUCUGUAGCUGCUUUUUCUAUUCAAGACUGGACACGACAAAGGAGAUAGACAAGCAAAGAAGACGAACGGCUGAACCGGAGUUGUGUUGAAACGCCGAUGUGAGAACGACUCUCAUCCAAGCACAUUAAAAGUUUGAAGCUGGAGUUGGACAAACAAAAGACGACUUGCUUCCUGUCUCCAAAGACUCUUUACUAAAAGGAAUUGAAAAUCCGAAAGAAAACAGACUUAGCUAUAAAGUGAUAUGAAAAGAAGUUGCCUACAUCUCCUUUAACAUUGUAGCUGAUUCUGGACUAAUCAGGAAGCAUUCUCAGGACAUUGCUAUUAUUACAGGUUACAGCUAGGUUUAUCUUCUUCACUGUUACUGGUUUUCUAUAAACAUUUGUUAUUUUUUUCCAACACGCUUUAGGGAUCCAACCUGCACUCCCUUAUCCUACUGCGCUACGCACAAAGGUUGCUCGUUUUCUAGCCAGAGCAAAAAAAACUGUUUCUUGUGUACAAAGGUUUGCCUAUUUAUUUAGAUUAAUUUGCCGGAUGCCUCUAAAGGCACACCUUCAAGUCCUUUAAAGCACUCGUCCUAAAGCUUUUUACUUUCCUCUUAACCACCAAACAGGUCCAAUGCUGUCCUGAACUUUUAAGUGCAAUAGUUUUUAUUUUUUUAUUUUAUUUUAUUAUCAUGUUUGGUUUGUUCAUUUAUUUAGAUACAUUUGAAUUCUUAAUGAGAAAGACGAAACGGCUUGAGCUCUGCAUUAUCUUUUAUUUGUUAAGAGAAACCUACUUAGAGCUAUAAGGUUGACUUACGUAAACUUCGUUAAGCAUAAGUACUUCAUUGAGUUUUAAGCGACUGAUUCUGUGUUAACACCCUAGCAGCAGGCAGCUGGGGAAGUAAGGGUUGUAAAUAUAAUUGUUUAAGAAAACUAUGUGAUAACACAUUAAAAAAAACAAGAAAAAAAAGUUAUCUGCUGGUAUGAGUAAGAGACCCAGCUGUAUCUAUGUAAAUACAAGAGACCCAAAACUAUAAGAUAACAUGUAUUGUUAAAAAUAUGUUAGAGCAGGUACAAUCUGCUCUAUUUCCCCUGGUCAUACACUGCUUGUAAGGAGUUUUCUGAAAUGCAUUUGAUCAUUUUCACUGUUUACAAUUUAAAAUGCAUCUCCUAUGAUAGCAAGUGAAAACAGUAGAGUACAUUUGGUGUCAUUGCUAAUGAUAAAUAAACCAACCAACUGAAAAAGUAAA